Messenger RNA from Penaeus monodon (black tiger shrimp), 5282 nucleotides. It is a transcript of the gene gzl, whose product is annotated as E3 ubiquitin-protein ligase RNF13-like. Bases 249 to 1688 code for a protein of 479 amino acids. The transcript has 11 exons. Gene Ontology annotation, cellular component: cytoplasm; nucleoplasm. Lineage: Eukaryota; Metazoa; Arthropoda; Malacostraca; Decapoda; Penaeidae. The record is from RefSeq and is a predicted model, not a curated record.
CUCGGAUGUAAGAGUCAAGGCAGUAAAUGCGCAGUGUGUGAAGGAAAAGUUGCAUUUUUAUUUGCUGAUAAUAAUUUCACCCUAGUUUCCAUCGAUGCCUCGAAGAAGAGAUCAUUAGCAACAUCUCCAGGAGCCACUCUUGGGGUUCGGAAGCCACCUGCUCCACUCAUGAAGACUGUGGGGUACUAGUCAAUACUAUAUGUGCUCUGUGUGAGAGGUAUACAGCAAUCUUGCCAGCUGUUCUCACCAUGGAGCCACCUGCUAGAUAUCUGAGGGUGCUGUUUUUGGGACUGUGGAUGGUGGUAGGCCUGAUCCCUAGAUGUCUCGCAGACGUGGUGGUCAUCUCCACGGAAACAAACAAAACUGUCACUGCCAUUGCAGAUCUUCCAGCUCUUUUUGGCCCUCCUCUACCUCUCUCAGGUUUUAAGGGAUAUGUGAAUUACGUUUCACCGCCUGAUGCUUGCACUGUGGUGAAGCCUCCGCCACAAGAAUAUGCAGGUCUUUGGAUUGCUCUUGUGCGAAGAUUCAACUGCUCAUUUGUUGACAAGGUUAUAAAUGCCCAACAUGCAGGAUAUGCAGCUGUCAUAGUUCAUAAUGUUGGAUCUAAUUCUCUGCAACCCAUGAGUGCCGACCACAGAGCAGAAGAGGUGGUUGUGCCGUCAGUGUUCAUUGGCCAGGAUGACGCUAUUAUGAUCAUAGAGAACUACCUGUACAAUAGAGGGUACACCUUGGAGAUAACUGAUGACCUGCCUUUCAACCUGCAAAACUACCUGGUUCCCUUUGCCAUUACCAUAGGAAUUUGCUUUAUAGUAAUGCUCACUUUUAUGAUUGUCAAGUGCGUGCGAGAUUACCGUCGCUCUCGCCGUCACCGCCUCUCAUCCAGAGCCCUAAAAAAGCUGCCUGUGCACAAGUUCAAGAAAGGGGACCCAUAUGAGUGCUGUGCUGUCUGCCUAGAGGAUUAUGUUGACAACGACAAACUACGCAUAUUGCCUUGUUCUCACGCUUACCACACCAAGUGCAUUGACCCGUGGCUGACCAAGAACCGCCGAGUCUGCCCAGUCUGCAAGAGAAAGGUUUUCACAGGGGAUGAAAGGCCAUCAGACCUGGAGAGUGACUCGGAGGAUGAAAGUAGUCCUCUUAUAAACUCUGAUGAAGGCACACAAGGGGGAACUUUCAAUCAACAGAGGGAAAAUCCAUUCCAAGAAGCUGAACGUCUGGCAGAGGAAAGGCGACAACAGCGAAGAAGGAGAAGAGCCAGUUCCCGCAACAUAGAGUGUGGACCAGAGGGUUAUCAACGGCUGGCAGAGUCAACGGAUGAAGAUGACGAAGAAUACCAGGAAGACGAAGUAGAAGGUGCUAGGGCAGAGUCCGAACAAAACAUUGUUGAUAGAAAAAGAGUUGGAUCCAAGAGGGGGGAGGAGAGCGAGAGUGGAGAGGAUGACCGUAUGGAGUCACCACAUGAACCUCCUAAUGUUAGCAUUAUUGUUCAUGGAGCAGGGCAACCCUCAGGACACACAGAUACAACAAGCCUAGCAAGCAACCACAGUGCAUCGUCCCAAGGCAGUCCCCCAGGUCCUGUGCAGAUUGCAGUUGAUGUGGUCAAUUGCAACCCUGCUGCCACCUCGCUGCCAAAACAGCCUCCCCAUGUGCCAGAAGAUGCUGGUUCUGAACGAGAUUAUGUAGUUUGAAUCUGUUUCUUUUUCUUUUUUUUUCCUUUGUUUUUGAGGAUCAUUAAUUUUUGUAUUUUCUUGAUAUGCAUUUUCUUGUGCAUAAUCAGCAGCAACAUUAGUAGUAUUAACAAUGGAGACAUCCUUUUCUUUUCUUUUUCUUUCAUUUAACCCCACACUGACAGGUAACCGAAAUCUCUGAGCUUAAUAAACUCUGGUGAUUUCUGGUAAUGGCCAUAGCCAGACACUGGGCGCGGGAGUCCACUACAUGAAUCGGAACUUCCUGCUCCAAGCGCUCUGGCAUAUUGUCAUACCUCGCAGACCAAGUGGUAUGUUAUUAUGCCUGUACAUGUGACCCAUCCAGAAGGGGUUAAUCUAGUUAUUCAUAGAUAAAGAUAUUCAGAUGAGGCCCUACUGAUUAAGGAAAUGCCUGUGCACGAGGCAAUGGUGCUCUUUGGUUUUCCACAUCAUAUAUUAAUGGAAGUUGGAGGUAUAUAUUUGUUUUCAAAUCAUCAUGGUAUAGUAAUUGAAAACGACUUCUUUUUUCUUGAAUUAAAGAAAAUUAUUACACUCAAGUUGGUCCAUUUUUCAAGGGAACAUAAGGAUCUCGAAUGAGUUUAGUGCGUGUAUCCACUGUGCGUUUUCUUCGUUGUCAUUUUGAAGGGGAUUGAAAAAGUGAAAAUAACAAGGGUUUAAGGCAUAUCUCCUUGUUGCCACUGAUAAGUGAGCUUUUCAUUGUCAAAAGUAAUUGUGAUGUGAACAUGUGUAAUCUUUUUUUGUUGGUUGUGCCAGGUCACUUAAUUACCUGUCUCUCGUCAAGUGGAAGUUUUAAUUAGGGCUAACUGUAGUCAUCCUGUCAUAUCUUCCAACACACUGUGUCUCAAACAAAAGUGAUAUAUACUGUAGAUGAACCGAGUAAUACAUAGAAAUUAAUCCAUAUUUUCUCUAUACUCUGAGUCUAAUGAUUAGACCGAAUUUUCCAAAUGUAUUCAUAUACCAAUAAGUAGGUAUGCAAAUCCUUAUUUCUGUCAAAUUAAAGUUAUAGAUUUUCACCAGGAAAGUUAAUGCAUAGUUGACAUCAUUUUAUUUUUGAUAUACACAGUUAAGAUUAAAAUUUUGGUAUAUGACAUUAUAUCAUUAUUAUUAUUAUUAUUAUUAUUAUUGUUGUUAUUGUUAUUAUCAUUAUUAUUAUUAUCAUCAUUAUCAUCAAUGUGUAUUUAUUGAAAAGUUUUUGAAGUUUUUGUUUCCACCAGAUUUUUGCAGUAGGUUAUCUAAAGAUUUAUUACAUAAAGUAAAAUCAGUAUUAAUGGACUGUGUUCCAUUUUACAAAAUUUUCUGAGUAGACAUGAACCACAGAUCAAAAUUUUUAAAUGACCAAAGCUUAAUGUAUCUAUAGUUUUAUUACUACUGUUUGGCAAAAUGCAGAUAUUCCCAGCUCUGUUUGUGAACUUUAUUACAAUAAGUAUCAUUAUUGUUAAUUUUUUUUUUUCCUGUCCCCCCCACCCCCCACUUUUUUUUUUUUUUUUUUUUUUUUGUUUUUUUUUUGAAAAGAAUGCCACAAAGAAUUUUUUUUUUCUUUCUCCUUAGCCAAAGUAACCAAGUGAGAUGGGGUUCACUCAUAUAGUAUUUACUUGAGAUUUUUGCUUUUAGAUUUAUGUGUGGAUGAUGAUCUCGAAAUGUUUAAAAUAAUGAAAUCAAGAUGAUUUUCUUCAUGUAAAGAUGUAAAAAAUAAUGUAUAUAGUGGAAAAAAAAGGAAAAAAAAGAUCUUAAUACUUGUUUAAGCAAAAUUUGGAGUUUGGUGUUGAAUGUAAAUAUGUUUAGAUCAAGUUAUUGUGUAUGGAAGAGGUUGUAAUACGAGUCCAGUACAUGUUGUGAUUCCCCCCCCCCCCUCCCUUUUUUAUGUAUUCACUAUUUCUUCUUUUCUGUAUAACAUAAGCAGCUCAGUUGUGAACAGAAAGCCACUACAUUCUUGUUUUCUCUGUAAACGUGCAGUGUUGAGGUUCUUGGACACCACAGUAAACAUUUCAUGACUAUUACUUCGAGAAAGUCGAGAGCUGGAACCUUAGAUAGCGAACUCCUUCAUGUGCUAGUAUAUGUGUAAGUAUUCAGAUAUGCAUAAAACUGCAACCAAAUAGGAAUUUAUAUUAUUCUUGAUGAUAAUUCUAAAAUCUGUUUAGAAGGAUUUUAAUGCUGACGUAUUGCUGAAUUAUACAUUUAAGAGUGAAGGUAAAGCAGGUAUGUAAUUUUGUCUAUGUACACUGCAGUUUCUAAUUGAGCAUAUAAUAUUGUGUUUUCUAAUUGGUAUUUUUGUACUGAACUACUCUGUUAAUAAUAUGUGUAUGAACUAUAGAUUUAAGACAGUAUUCUGUGACAGUCCAUUAUUUUAGAUUUAAACUGAACAGUUUGAAGCUUUAGAUAUGAAAUUAUAAUGUUAUAUUCAUAUAGUACAUCUGGUGUGAUAUGUAAUAAUGUAGAUAUAACUUCAUAUUGAUAAAUAUGUUUACAUAGUUCAUAUACCAGUGUCAUAACCCCACUAUUAACAUUUUUGUAUUGUAGUUCAUGGUUAGGUUUCUGUUUUUUUUUUUUUUUUAUCUUUUUAUCUUUUAAUUUGAUUGUUUUUUGCUGGCUUCACAUUCAUGAGAAGGAAAAUUAAGAACUGUUGGUAUAUUGUAGUCUUUUCUUCUGUAAAUUUUCUGAACUACAUAAUUGAGAAGCCAUGGUAAUAUUGAAGUUAUAUUUUCUUUUAACUAAUGGAAUACAAAUGUUUCCUGUUUUACUCACUCUUUUGCAGACAAAAAUUAUAUGGUUUCACUGUUCAGUAGUCAAAUGAAGAUGGAAAGAUUGAAUCAUUUAUAUAUAUUGGUAUCUUUUGGGUGUUUAAACUCCUAAAGAAACAAAAAGAAAAAGUAAAAGAAAAAUUUCCAGUCAACUAGUCAGUCUGUAUUGAAAUACGUAUUUAUAAGAUAAAGGAAAUUAGAGAGGCAUUACACAUUUUGAAGUCGAGCAAUAGACUCCAAUCCUCUCUGUCUUUUGUUUAGAAUAAGUUCUCUCUCUCUCUCUCUCUCUCUCUCUCUCUCUCUCUCUCUCUCUCUCUCUCUCUCUCUCUCUCUCUCUCUCUCUUUGUUUUUAAGUUCCUUUUUGUAUUUACUGACAUUUACAUCAAAAGAAAGGAUUAACACAAGACACUUGCGCAAGGAUGGGGAAUGUUGUAGUAACCUCAUUAUUUAUCACAUAGAGCCAGGCAGUUAUGAAAGUAUUUAACAAUAUAAUGUGGGGGAAGACUCAUUCAUAAUAUGUUGCCAUGAUUUAUGAUGAAUAGUUCUUAUUAGUGUUAGAGAGGUAAAAGCACCUUUUAAGUCCUAUUGAUUAUUUUAAACUGAAAAGAAGUGUGAGGAGUCUGCUGCUCUUUGUCAUAUCUUCUAUUAUUUCUAUAAAACAGUCUUGCCAGGCAUGUACUACAUUUUCCUUUUUUCCCGUACUAAUCCAGUCUGUCUUUCCUUUCCGAAUGCUUUAUUAUUCCAAUCAUGAAACUGUUAUUUUUAAGCUUGGAAAUUAUGUUACUCUGAGACAUAUAUUGUGCAAAUUUUAUUAAAUAUAUAUACAGAAUAAAGUAAA